UCAUCUAUGUUAAUGGACUAUAUCCGCACUGGUAGAGCGGGAGGAUGCUGCUGGGUAAUGACGUGCAGAUCGCAAGUCCUGCUCCUGGUCCCCGGCUUCUGCUUUAACAUCUUCAUCCUGGUGUCGCUGGUGUCCUGUCUGCUCAGCGGGCGGUGCAAGAUAAGGAGCAACGUGGCCAUGUUCAUCCUCGGGAGCACCGGCUGCAACCUCGUCAACCUGAGCCUGUGGCCUAUGACCGUCCACUGGAAGCAGCACGGCCGCUGGCUGCUCGGCUCUCGCUUGUGCGAAUUCAUGGUGAGCGCCAAGCACCUUACCAGCUCCGCUUCCUUCCACUACGUCUCCUUCAUCACCUUCUCCGUUUACCUGACGGUGGUGUGUGACCUCAGGCACCUGGUGAACAGCAGGGUGUUCCUGGCCCUGCAGCUGCUGUUCCCUCUCCUUCCUGUGGGGCUGAAGGAGCUGACCCUGUGGCUCCUGGGCGGCCACGUGGCUCACCUGGAUCCCGUCAACCUCACUUGCUUCUCCUUCAUUAACGACAAAGUGAUGAGGGUCCUUUUGCUGGUGAAGACCGCCUUGUUUCUGCCGUUAAGCCUGUAUUUCUACGCUCACAUUCUGCACACCAUCGUCCAGAGCGCUAAAGUGAUGAACCGGAGCCAGAGAGUCAACGUGCAGCUGGCCAAAGUGUUCAGCCUCAUAUCCCUCAUCACCUUCACAGCACAUGUACCUGGUGCUGUGUUUGCGCUGACGGAGCACCUGUCUGUGUGUGAGGAGAUGGUCAGAGAUCUGCUGCUGGACCUGCCUUUACUCUCCAGCCCCAUCAUCCUGCUCUGUAUGAACAAAGAGCUGAGGAACCAGUGUCUGCUGCUGCUGCAGCGCAACUCCGUCAACCACUACAUGGAGAAAAAAUCUAUCAGCAAGACAGACAAGCAGCACAAUAACCUGACCACGGAAGAGAAACUGAUCCCUAAUUCAUGAGUUUAGGAUUUAUAACUUUAUGAAGUCAAACUUUUCACGGCAUGCUUUAGACUGUAUGUGAAAAGAUACUGGGAUUUUCCUCCAUUAACUUGCCUUCCACCUUGUCAUUGAGGGUGGAUAUAUGUUGAAGUAGAAAAGACAAAACAGCAAAUAAAUAUAUUAA
Molecule: messenger RNA, 1138 nt
Organism: Sebastes umbrosus (honeycomb rockfish)
Lineage: Eukaryota; Metazoa; Chordata; Actinopteri; Perciformes; Sebastidae
Exons: 4
Coding region: 7-975 (322 amino acids)
Cellular component (GO): membrane
Source: RefSeq, a predicted model, not a curated record